AUGCAGAUCUUUGUGAAGACCCUGACCGGCAAGACCAUCACCCUGGAGGUGGAGCCCAGUGACAUUGUUGAGAAUUUAAAGGCCGAAAUUGAACUCAGAGAGGGCAUCCCUCCUUACCAGCAGAGGCUCAUCUUUGCAGGCAAGCAGCUGGAAGAUGGCCGUACCCUGUCUGACUACAACAUCAAGAAAGAAUCCACCCUCCACCUGGUUCUGUGUCUUAGGGGUGGCUGUGUAAUUGUUGACUUUAUUGUGAAAGCAUAAAUUGCCAAUGAUAGCAUCACCUUGCA
Molecule: messenger RNA, 287 nt
Organism: Gracilinanus agilis (Agile Gracile Mouse Opossum)
Lineage: Eukaryota; Metazoa; Chordata; Mammalia; Didelphimorphia; Didelphidae
Product: ubiquitin-like
Exons: 1
Coding region: 1-261 (86 amino acids)
Biological process (GO): protein ubiquitination; modification-dependent protein catabolic process
Cellular component (GO): nucleus; cytoplasm
Molecular function (GO): protein tag activity; ubiquitin protein ligase binding
Source: RefSeq, a predicted model, not a curated record